GUGAAUAUUCGAGCAACCCCUCUCUCCUCUUAAAACUUCUGUCUCUCUUCCACCAUCUCUCCCCCUCUAGACCGCCACCACCACCCGCACACCAGUCCACCACCGUCUUCCCCACGUGAUAUUAUUCCCCAGCAUAACCAAUAGACUCACAAUUAUACACACGCAUGCAUACCUAUACUAUUACCGCUGCUACAAAUUACAGCAAAUGACUUCCCUUUCUCUCUCUCUCUAAAGAGCAAAACAACAGCAGCUACAGAGACACACAUCACACAUGUCAGUGUCGUGUGGCGUGGAGUGCGUGGUGGUGCUCGGCUGCCUGCGGUGGGCGUGGAAGCGGUGCACCUACGUCGGCUCCUACGACAGCGCCGCGUGGCCGCCCGCCUCCGCCGACGAGUUCGAACCCGUCCCGCGAAUCUGCCGCAUAAUCCUCGCCGUCUACGAAGAGGACCUGCGAAAUCCCCAAUUUGCCCCCAAAGGCGGCUACAAGCUUAAUCCAGAUUGGGUUGUUAAGCGCGUGACGUACGAGCAGACUCGGGGCAACGCGCCGCCGUAUUUGAUUUACGUUGAUCACGACCACCGUGAGAUUGUGCUUGCUAUACGGGGACUCAAUAUGGCGAAAGAGAGCGAUUACAAGCUCCUGCUUGAUAAUCGAUUAGGUAUACAGAUGUUUGACGGAGGAUAUGUUCACCGCGGGCUACUGAGGUCGGCGAUCUGGAUUUUGAACGAGGAAUCUGAGACUCUCCGGCGACUCUGGGUUGAAAAUGGGUCGUCAUACGAUAUGGUUUUUGCGGGCCACUCAUUGGGCGCUGGUGUUGCAGCGUUGUUGACGGUGAUUGUGGUGAACCACUGCGACCAGCUCGGCGGAAUUCCAAGAAAUAAAAUAGGAUGUUACGCCGUGGCCCCAGCAAGGUGUAUGUCACUCAAUUUGGCGGUGAAGUAUGCUGAUGUUAUAUAUUCCGUGGUGUUGCAGGAUGAUUUCUUACCAAGAACGGCAACCCCUUUAGAGGAUAUAUUUAGAUCGAUCUUCUGUUUGCCCUGCUUACUAUUUGGGAUUUGCUUGAGGGAUACCUUCAUACCAGAAGGUAGGAAGCUUAGUGAUCCUAGAAGACUAUACGCCCCUGGAAGAAUGUAUCAUAUUGUAGAGAGAAAAUUUUGCCGAUGUGGUAGAUAUCCUCCAGAGGUUAGAACUGCCAUCCCAGUAGAUGGAAGAUUUGAACACAUUGUCUUGUCGUGCAAUGCUACAUCAGAUCAUGCAAUUAUAUGGAUAGAAAGAGAAGCGGAGAAGGCUCUAGAUACGAUGAGGGAGAAUAAUUCCGAGACCAUAACAACUGCCCCAAAAGUACAAAAACUCGAGAGGCUGAAUACAAUACGAAAAGAACACAAGGAUGCUUUGGAAAGAGCCGUCAGUUUGAAGAUCCCUCAUGCCGUUACCGACUCUGAAGAGGAGCCCUUAAACAGGAAGGAAAACUCCUCGGAAGGUGCCGGCAAGGAUGCCGAGUCUUGCAAAAGUGAGAGGAAACCUAAGUCGCCACCCCGUAGUGGAAGAACCAACUGGGAUACAGUGCUUGAGCUUUUCAAGAGAAAUGAGUCAGGGGAACUCCUAUUGGAGAAAGACAGAAGUACUCACCGAUAACAACUGUUUUGCAAUGGUAAAUCGUUCUGUUGGGGAUAUAGUUUAUAGAGGUUAGAUCUUGAAGAGAGUUUCGCUCUUGUUUUGUUUUCUCGGUGUCAAUUCUUUGAAUGGUAUAGUUUUUGCAUUAUCUUGUUAAAAGCAUAGGCUGAGUUGAGGUCAACCCUGGGUGGGGGGUUUACUGCCCAUGAGGAGGGGUAGUUUUUGUAUAUUAAGUAAUAGAGAAACCACAGAAGAUGUUGCUUUUGUUCAAGGCUGGGUUGGUGCCAGCACCGUGCUGUCUCCCUCGAACGCGGUCUUGUUCCGAUGAUCGGAAAUGUUCACUUCGUAGAGCACCAACCCCAACUCCCGUUGUUCAAAGACUAUUAAUCUGUUUUGUAAUAAUGUGUAGAUUGUUUGAUUUGAUUGCCGGUGUAUUAGUUUGUGCAUGGAAAACAGAAGCACUUCCCCUCCCAUGCAGAGGGUUAGUUUUGCCCGCCUAAAA
Molecule: messenger RNA, 2114 nt
Organism: Rhododendron vialii
Lineage: Eukaryota; Viridiplantae; Streptophyta; Magnoliopsida; Ericales; Ericaceae
Exons: 6
Coding region: 272-1633 (453 amino acids)
Biological process (GO): lipid catabolic process
Source: RefSeq, a predicted model, not a curated record